AAGUUGGAGCACAGAGGCUCUUUUUUUAUUUUUCAUUACUGAGCGGAAAUAAGAGUCACACUCAUUAUUGUUUCCUUUUAUUGGGGGUCUUGGACUGACAGAUGCCUGUUACCACAGCAACACAGCAACUUCUAUGCAGUAUGCGCUCAAAGCCGGCAAAGCAGAAAGAGAGCUGUGACCACCCAUUCCGUCUUCACGACUGACAAGUGCGCUCCGCUCCGAUGCAGGAGUGAGAGACAGCGACAAGAGACCAGCACAGAAUCCAGCAAUGCUGUUUAUAUGGGUCAGCUGACACAGACAAGCAGGCCCAUGUCGGUAAGGUCAGGAAGUCGACACAAUCUGGCUCAGCAGUGGAUAAAAAUACAGAUAUAUCAAGGUCACGUCGUAUCAAAGCGAUAUUGACACACCAAAACUAGUGUGGAGGCCAUGUGAAGCUCGAAAUGCGGUAAAGAGCAGCCAUUGGACUGUGUGGAGCUUUGCUGAACAGGCUCCUCAGUCACCAGCAUCAAUGGACAACAGUUUGCUCACCAUGAACUAACCUUGCUAUUUUUGACGGGUAUAAUUUGUUCGUUUUUCACUUUGAUAAACAGACAGCACCAUGGUUCUGCCACCACCAGACAAGCGGCAUGUGUGUUUAACCACCAUUGUGAUCAUGACCAGCAUGGCCUUCAUGGAUGCCUACCUUGUGGAGCAGAACCAGGGCCCACGCAAAAUUGGGGUCUGCAUCAUUGUCUUGGUUGGAGAUAUUUGCUUUCUUAUAGUCCUGCGAUACGUGGCAGUAUGGGUUGGUGCUGAGGUGAGGACUGCGAAGCGUGGCUAUGCCAUGAUCCUCUGGUUCCUCUACAUAUUUGUUCUGGAGAUCAAGCUGUACUUUGUCUUCCAGAACUACAAAGCCGACCGUAAAAGUCUGGAGACAGUAGCUCGGAAGGCAUUGACUUUGUUGCUAUCGGUGUGCGUACCUGGACUCUACCUCGUCCUGGUCGCGCUCGACAGUAUGGAGUAUGUAAGAACCUUCCGGAAGAAGGAGGACAUGCGGGGUCGACUCUUUUGGGUGGCACUUGACCUUCUGGAUGUCCUGGACAUCCAGGCUAACCUUUGGGAGCCUCAAAGGACAGGUCUGCCCAUCUGGGCCGAAGGUCUGAUGUUCUUCUACUGCUACAUCCUGUUGCUUAUCCUUCCUUGCGUUUCUCUGAGCGAGAUCAGCGUGCAGGGGGAGCAUGUGUCACCUCAGAAGAUGAUGCUCUACCCAGUCCUCAGCUUGGUGACCAUCAAUAUUGUCACCAUCCUCAUUAGAGGCGUCAACAUGGUGCUGUUCCAAGACAGCAGAGUCUCGACCAUCUUCAUAGGGAAGAACGUUGUUGCCAUUGCCACUAAGGCCUGCACCUUUCUGGAGUACAGGCGACAAGUAAAGGAGUUCCCCCCACAAGAUACAGCCGGGAUUGCCAUGGAGAUACAGCAGAACUCUGUGCCACACAAUCAAACUCUACCAAACGCCACGACCACCCUCCCAGAAGAGCCCUCACCGGUCCGUGAGGUCAUUGACACGUGACCAGAGCUGACAAAAACUUAAAAAGCCUUUAGUGUUAAGUGGUAAAGAAGACAACCUUCAUGAGUUCAGACUGGCACAUGAUGAAGUAUCCUUCUGGUC
Carassius carassius (crucian carp) is the source of this 1648-nucleotide messenger RNA. Its product is annotated as transmembrane protein 121. The record is from RefSeq and is a predicted model, not a curated record. Bases 599 to 1549 code for a protein of 316 amino acids. The transcript is spliced from 2 exons. Lineage: Eukaryota; Metazoa; Chordata; Actinopteri; Cypriniformes; Cyprinidae.